Molecule: messenger RNA, 1621 nt
Organism: Setaria italica (foxtail millet)
Lineage: Eukaryota; Viridiplantae; Streptophyta; Magnoliopsida; Poales; Poaceae
Product: vesicle-associated protein 1-3
Exons: 8
Coding region: 613-1329 (238 amino acids)
Biological process (GO): endoplasmic reticulum membrane organization
Cellular component (GO): plasma membrane; endoplasmic reticulum membrane
Source: RefSeq, a predicted model, not a curated record
AAGAUCAGUUGCAUUUCUUUUACAAGCCUCCUUUUAUGUUGGUCCAGUCUGGAUCAAAGCAUACUUCUAAAAGAAGUUGGAUUCGAUGGAAAAGCUUUGAAGCUGAUAUCUCACCCGUAAUUGAUUGCACAACCACUACCUGAUGGGGUUUUAUUAAAGAAAGGACGAAGCCGAAAAAAUAGUUGCAGGCUGCAGCUACAGAGCAAACUAUUGAAAAUAUCACCUUGGAAAUGCACCAUACCACAAAGAAUUCAUGAAAGGAGAACCCCCAAAACGAAAAGGUCACAUCCAGCUAAUCCCAAACCCAGCCCAUCAAAACCGAUCGAGCACCAGCUAGAUAGAUUCCUAAACUAGUUCCUAAACCCCACUCCAAAGUCCUAAUCCGUAUCAUAUUAUUCCUCCGUUCCCCGAGCUGCACCUCCACCGAAUCCAGAUCAUCAUCACUGCACUUUUUUCGUGCUACCGUGUACUUUGCUUCCAGACCCAGGAACCACACCAACCACUUCUCGCGUCCUCCAGCUCACUGGUGUUCAGUGUUCUUGCCAAGGAAAAAGAGGAGAAGAUCGAAUCUUUUUGCUGCCACUGUUCCUUUCCUGUUCUUCGUUCGGCGCCAUGAGCAGUAAGCUGCUUCGGGUCUACCCUUCCGAGCUCAAGAUCCCCUAUGAGAUGAAGAAGCAGCGGUCUUGCUGCAUGCAGCUGACGAACAGGACCGACCAGUUCGUGGCCUUCAAGGUGAAAACAACGAACCCGAGGAAGUACUCAGUCAGGCACAGCUGCGGCAUAGUGCUUCCGCGGGGCUCGUGCAAUGUAACAGUGAUUAUGCAAGCACCUAUGGAGAUGCUCUUAGAUCACCAGUGCAAGGAUAAGUUCCUCGUGCAGAGCGUUGUGGUGAAGGAUAGGGCGACGAUUAAAGACUUUGGGCCUCAAUUGUUCACUAAAGCACCAGGUAGGGUAAUUGAGGAGUUCAAGUUGCGCGUGGUGUAUAUUGCUGCUAAUCCUCCCUCACCAGUUCCGGAGGAAGAAGAGGAAGAGGAUUCAUCCCCUCGGUCAGAGGUGGUCUGUGGAGUGAAAACCUCAUCUACAUUUGAUGCUGAACAUAGAUGUAUAGGUGCUUCUGCUGCAGAACCCUCUUGUCCUGAGGGUACCUCUGUAAUAUCGGAGCUGGUUCAAGAGAGAGAAUAUGUAGAUAAACAUCAGAAGCUUCAGCAAGAUAUGGAACUGCUUGGGGAGACAAGGUCAUCUCAACAGGGAUUCUCACUGAUGUUUGUAGUGUUCGUCUUCAUGUCAUCUAUGUUCAUUGGGCACCUGAUGAACGAAAUCAAGGUCUAGCCAAAUACCAGUUGUAAAAAGGAAGGAUCUGCAUUUCUACCAACACCGCCACCGACUUGAUAUUGCAUUCUCCGUAGCUUCACUCCCUAUAACAAGCAGUAUUCAGAAAGGGUUCUCAGGAUUUCCUGAGAAUUUAAUAUCUAUGGAGAACCAUAUAUCACUGUUAAUGAUAGGCCAUAGUACAGAAUUCCCUAGUAUGAUUUCCAGACUAGCAAAGACAUGGUUCAAAUUUGCAACAGGGGACUGGGCCCUGUUGACUUGUUCUAAGACAUUAUGACGCAGACUGAUGAAA